AUGGAUUAUGGUCAACCAAUCUCAUUAAUAGUUGAUGAGGCAGGUCUCAUUCGAAAAGACAACUCAUCGUCACAUUGUCAAGUCUGUGAAACCAAUGGUGCACAAUAUCAUUAUGGUGGAUUAUGUUGCGUCUCAUGUAAAAUGUUUUUCCGUCGCAAUGCAAAAUUUGAUUUAGAUGCUCAUGAUUGUGUAUUCAAAGAAAAAUGUGGCAUAACAAUAAAUAGUCGACGAGCAUGUCGUUAUUGUCGUUUAAAAAAGUGUUUAGCCAUUGGCAUGCAACGAGAACUAUUACGGGCGUCACAUCAUCGUCGAGUUAAAUCUAAUGAGAAACCUAUAUCUUCAACAACUGUGAUGUCACCACUUGACUUAUUAAAUAAUGAUCGUUCAUUAUUAACUGAAGAACAGAAAAGUCGUGUAUCGAAUGUAAUUCAUACUUAUGAUACAAAAUCUUCUGUUAGUCAUAUACGUAAUUUACUAUCGACACAAUCGAAACAUCCAGUAAAAAUGCGUUUAAAAAUGGCUAAAACAAAUAUUUUAGAAAUAAUUAUAUCUAUGUAUCAAGGUAUACUUCCAUUUUUCGAAACAUUACCAGAAUUUCAAACAAUGCACCGUUGUGAUCAAAAUGAAUUGAUUGAAAGAAAUCUUGAAUAUGUUGGUGGUUUUAAUGCAAUUCUGGUAUUUCGCGAUGCAGAAGUUCCGUUUAGUACAGCAUUUAAAAAUGGUUUUCCUUCAAUUUAUGGACCAACAGUAGUCGACGAUGCCAUAAAUGUCGCACUUCGAACUGACACAGAUGUUACACUUAUCAAAUUAUUAAUACCUAUUUUAUUAUUUUCAACAUCAUACUUUAUUCGUGCUCCAAACAGUGUACGUAAUAAAUAUCAAUUUUUUGAAACAGCGAUGAAUUCAAUUUUCUACAAUACAAAACGUCUAUUUCAUAUUCAAAAUAUUUAUAUUGAAAUCAUGUUUAAAUAUAUGAUCUAUCGAUUUGGUUAUAAUAAAGCAUCGUUACGUUUUGCUGCUCUCAUUAAAAGUUUUCUCGAUCAAAGCAUGUGUGUCUUCCAAGCUGGAGCAAUUGAAUCGCAUGAUCAGUUAAUGCAAAAAAUUGGUAAAGAUACUGAAUUACCGUUCAAACCUCAAAAUGAAAAACUAUAUUGA
Molecule: messenger RNA, 1155 nt
Organism: Rotaria socialis
Lineage: Eukaryota; Metazoa; Rotifera; Eurotatoria; Philodinida; Philodinidae
Source: the annotation of a GenBank genome assembly